CCCGGGAGCCGGCAUUGGUGCCCGCAGCCCAGGCGCCCCGCGGUCGCCCCAGCCUCGCCCCGCGCCCCCGCGCAGCCCGCCUGCCGUCCGUCCGGAGCCCUCCCGGCCGCCGCGCUGCACGCCUGGAGCGCACCCACUGUCCUCGCGGGGACAGGGGGCCCCGCCACCGUCAUGCUGCCCGCCAUCUACACGGCCCUGGCGGGGCUGCUGCUCCUGCCGCUGCUGGUGAACCUCUGCUGCCCCUACUUGUUCCAGGACAUGCGUUACUUCCUGCGGCUGGCCCGCGUGGCCCGGCAGGUGCGCAGCUACCGGCAGAGGCGGCCGGUGCGCACCCUCCUGCACCUCUUUCUGCAGAAAGCGCGCAAGAGCCCGCACAAGCCCUUCCUGCUUUUCCGCGACGAGACGCUCACCUACGCGCAGGUGGACCGGCGCAGCAACCAAGUGGCGCGGGCGCUGCGGGCCCACCUCGGCCUGCGCCAGGGGGACUGCGUGGCGAUCUUCAUGGGCAACGACCCAGCCUACGUGUGGCUGUGGCUGGGGCUGGUCAAAAUGGGCUGUGCCAUGGCGUGCCUCAACUACAACAUCCGCGCGAAGUCCCUGUUGCACUGCUUCCAGUGCUGCGGCGCGAAGGUGCUACUGGCCUCGUCAGAACUACAAGAUGCUAUUGAAGAGGUGCUGCCAAGCCUGAAAAAAGAUAAUGUGUCCAUCUAUUAUGUGAGCAGAACUUCUAACACGGAUGGGGUCGACUCUUUACUAGACAAAGUAGAUGAAGUGUCAACAGAAGCUAUUCCAGAGUCAUGGAGGUCUGAAGUCACUUUUUCCACUCCUGCCUUAUACAUUUAUACUUCUGGAACCACAGGUGCUACUCUUGUUUUGCGGAACAAAUUUUCAGCCAGCCAGUUUUGGGAUGACUGCAGAAAAUAUAAUGUCACUGUCAUUCAGUAUAUUGGUGAACUUCUUCGGUAUUUAUGCAACUCACCCCAGGUAACACUCCCUGUGUUUCAUUCUUUUUGAGAUGGGUAAGAUUGGAAUUCACGUUACUUUGGGUGAUGCUAGGCUUCAGCUGGUACUUACAUGUCUAUCAGUUUUCAGGUUAGACUACAAUUGUGUGUCAUGAUAAAGUGCUUGGCACCACACCUAUCAUACAAGAGGGGAUCUACUAGGUGUCAGUUGCUAUUAAUAUUAUUAUUCCCAAUCUUUUUACCUGUUUUCACAUCUCACCCUCUACCUAGCAGAUCUUCUCCUUCCCUCUCUGUCUAAAGCCUACUCACUGUCAAAGCCCAGUUCAAAUGAUACUUCAUAUGUUAAACCUGUUUGGGUCACGCCAACAUUAUCUGAUUUCUUUCCCUUACAUCAUCUGAUUUCUACCCAUUGUGGCCUUGUCACAUUGCAGGUAUUUGUCUUCAUACUUCCAUCCUCCCUAGGCUAUAAAGUCUUUGAUGGCAGGGACCACAUCUUGUAUCCUUACUUUCUCUUAAACCAUAGGCAUACAGGAAACAUUUAUUUAAUGUUGCUUGAAUAAAUACCUGGGUGGCUUUGAAACCAUCUGACUAAGUCUGUCAACAAGCUUGGAGCAGAUGCCCCAAGGUUACUCCAGAGGCCUUGGAUCUACCCUGUUUGCAGAUAUCCAGAUGUCUUGAUGAGGUUCUUUGAAAGAACUUCUCCUGCCCUCAAGUCUUAUCAGAGGCCUGGCAUCCUGCCUGGGGACCAAAUCAAGGUUUCUCAACAGCGGCACUGCUGACAUUUUGGGCACAUUCAUUCUUUGCUGUAUGGAGUUAUUCCAUGCACUGUAGGAUAUUUAGUAUCAUCUUUGGCCUUUAUGCAGGACAUACCAGUAGUACCCUCUCCCUCCCCCCUCCCCAGGUUACGAUAAUCAAAAUGUCUUCAGACAUUGCCAGAUGUCCCCUGGCAGGCAAAAUCACCCCAGUUGAGAACCACUAGACUAGAUAAUGCAGUAAACUCACCAGAUUCUACUUCCUUUAGUCCUUUCAAUCAUCGUAAAACAAAUUCAGAGGAUCACUAAGUUGAUAAAUUGCUAUUUAUAAGCACCUGUUAUCCUCAACUUACAUAACAUCUGCUGUGACAUAGGAAGAAGUAUAGGAUGCUCUUGCCCCAGCUCUUCCCCUCCUCACUUCAUUCAGUCUCUGCCCACAUGUCAGCUCAUCAGAGAGGCCCCUCCUACUAAUCAACAAAUGUAUCACCUCGCCCCCUUACCAUCCAUCUCGUGGGUGACUGCUUUUCACAGUACUGCCCCUCGUGACAUAGGACAGGUUUAUACAACUAUUGUCUAUCUCCUCCAAUUACAUGAAAGUUCCACGCACCAGGGGCUUCGUUCACUGCCAGAUCUCUAGCCCUGAGAUCUGUGUGUGGCUCAUUCGAGGCGUCAACAAACUUCGUUGAAUGAACCUCUAAAUUCUGGCCCCUGAAAGAAGUAUGAUUAACUUCAGAGAGGUAAUAUGUUUCCCUGGAAUGUUUAGGCUUAGCACAUAAUAUUCUGAUCUGGGCAGCAGAUUCACCAGCUUACUGAGAAUCAUAAUUAGCUGUGAGCUGGAUUAGGACCUUUCCCACAGCAAUUUCUGUUGAAGUCAUUAUUGAAUUUUUUUCACAUUAGUAUCCCAUCUGGCCCUCAAGAUUGCAUGGCUCUCUAUUAAAACCCAGAAAUCCAUAUGGGUCCCUUCUGUUUGGCUUUUCUUCUCUGCCUUAAAAGUCCCCUUUGUCAGUUAGAAGUCUCCUGGGAGAGGGUGUGUUGACUUGAGGAAAAUAAACAUGUUUGUGUAGCUCUUUCAGGCUUAUACACUCUCACACAUAUAAACACUUCCACCUUUCUCCUUCCUCAUAAUGUUGUCUCAGAUGCUGAAAACCAAAAUUUGAUUGGGGUUUUAGAUCUUCAAAAUAUAUUAUGAUUUGUUGUAUAAUUCAUGGAUGAUCUCAAAUCUAGAAGAUAGGGAGUUUCUGUUAGGUCUUGCUUCCCCCACACCCCUGAGUUCUGGUUUGUCUUCAAAAUUCUUAUGAGAGUUGUAAUGAAUGAUCAAAUUUACCUAAAAAAACCUUCAGUUAAAGACUUUUUAAAAAUUAUAUGAGCUUAAAAAAGUGACAUAAGCUUAUAUAUAGAAAAUCCUUAAGGCAAAAAAAAAAAACUGUUAGUACUAAUAAAUGAAUUCAGCAAAGUAGCGGGAUACAGAGUCAACACAUGAUAAUCGGUUGUAUUUCUAUACACUAACAAUGAACAACCUGAAAAGAUAAUUACAAAAACAAUAACAUCAAAAAGAAUAAAAUACUUAGGAAUUAACUUAACCAAGGAGGUGAAAGACACGUAUAAUGAAAACUAGAAAACAUGGAUGAAAGAAAUUAAAGAAGACAUAAAUAAAUGAAGUCAUACCCCAUGUUCAUGGAUUGGAGGAUUUAAUGUUUUUAAAAUAUUGCUACUACCCAAAGAGA
This is a messenger RNA of Leptonychotes weddellii (Weddell seal), 3438 nucleotides long. The record is from RefSeq and is a predicted model, not a curated record. Lineage: Eukaryota; Metazoa; Chordata; Mammalia; Carnivora; Phocidae.